CUAAUAGACCUGUGUGCUUGUGUGUGUUCUCAGGUUUUACAAACUGCAUGAGAGAAAGUGUGAACCUAUCAUCAUGACCGUGCCAAGAAAAUCGGACUUGUUCCAGGAUGACCUUUACCCCGACACGGCGGGUCCGGAUGCCCCCCUGGAGGCCGAGGAAUGGUUUGAAGGGAAGAACGGAGAACCUGUCCUGAUAUCCCUGAAACAUGGAUACAUCCCAGGCAAGAACCGUGAUCUCAAAGUGGUCAAGAAGAACAUCCUAGACAACAAGAUGAGCAAGAAUACAGAGAAUACUGCCCCUGCCGUCAAGACUGCCACCUCCACACCAUCUAUCAAAAGUGAAGCUAAGCUGGAAGAGGUUUUGAAAGAAAUAAAAUCUCUCGUCAGCAGUCUCAGCAGUCAGGAAAAAAGAAUUGCCAAACUUGAGGAGCAGCUGUCUAAAAUGGACGUCUUGAUCCCUUCCAGAGAGCUGGUCAGCAGUCAGGAAAAAAGAAUUGCCAAACUUGAGGAGCAGCUGUCUAAAAUGGACGUCUAA
Molecule: messenger RNA, 535 nt
Organism: Sinocyclocheilus rhinocerous
Lineage: Eukaryota; Metazoa; Chordata; Actinopteri; Cypriniformes; Cyprinidae
Product: coronin-1C-like
Exons: 3
Coding region: 74-535 (153 amino acids)
Biological process (GO): actin filament organization; neural crest cell migration
Molecular function (GO): actin filament binding
Source: RefSeq, a predicted model, not a curated record